AUGGUGAGACGUCCCAACCUGGAGUAUAGUACUGCCGCCAUAUUGAGUUUGGUUUCCAUGCUGUUGGACUCGGCUGAGUCAGAGAGGUGUGUGGCCGAACCUGUUGCCGAACCUGUUGCUGAACCGGAGGUUCCAGAGCCUAAAAUGGAGCCUCUGCCCUGUGCUACAACCCGGGUGGAGCCCGAGCGGCAGUAUGUAUACCAGGGUACCUUUACCCCAAGCAAAAGGGGAAUGACGAUUCCGGCCUGCAGCGUGUGUGAUAUGGAAGUGCCCAACGCCUUUGAGCAGGCUGUGCAAUUUAUCAUCUUGUGUGUGGAACCCAGCACAUCUGCGCCACAAAUAACAAACCCUGCCUGUAGAUUGAAUGUCAUCAAAAUGUAUGAGGAGUAUGAAUACAUUCAAGAAGGUGAUAUCAUGCUUGGAGUAGUUAUAGGAGUGAACUCAUACAUGGUUAAUUACAUGCAUUUGAACGAAGCUUACAAGAGGAGGCUGUGUGUAGAGGUUCUCCCUCAAUAUUACAGACAUCUUGUGGAUUUAGGUGUAGCCAUCAAAAUAUUAAACUAUCAUCCAUCCUUGAUUCCCAACCGGACUCUGGGGUACCAUGUAUAUGAUUCCUGUGGGGAUGCAGCAAAAGCAGUGAGGAGUGUGUUCCAGAUAUUAUCUGGUAUCAGGGAGCCGGUUCCCAAUUACUCCUGUAGGGGAAAUAGAAGCAUUGCUGGAUUUAUUGGAGACGUCACCUCUGAGACAACAGUACCCGUAGCCCAGAUUCUGAGUCUGUUUGGCUAUUCGCAGAUCAGUUCCGGUGCUACAGACAUUUCGCUUAGUGACAGGGUCACUUUCCCAUAUUUUUUCCGGACACUACAAAGUGAUCAUGGUAAUUAUUUUGUUUUAAGCAAAUUACUGAAACAUUUUGGCUGGACCUGGAUUGGAAUUCUAAGAGUAGAUGACUAUGGAGGUGAAAAAGAACAUCAACUGCUAACAAACUAUCUCUCAAGUGAUGGGAUAUGUGUUGAGUUCACCAUAAAGUUAAGGAGUGUUCUAGAAACAGAUGAGCAGAUUAUGCGUUAUAAAGAGAUCAUUAAAAAAUCUUCUUCCAGAGUCUUUGUACUUUGUGGAACAAUCAUUACAGGUGCUAUAGAAACAUUACGUAGCUUUAUAAAUGAAUUCGAUAGCAGGACAGUUGUUGUUUCUUACAGUAUAUCAGCAAAUUAUCACAUCAUGGAUUAUGCCUUAGAAAUAUUUAAUGGAAGUCUGGGAAUGACUCAGCGUAUUCCAUCAUUUAUAGACAUUCCCAUAAUGAAAGACUAUCUAGAGAAAUUUCGUCCUUCAAAAUUCCCAGAAGAUAAAUUACUGGAAGAUAUCUGGAUGCAAUAUCAUUCAUGUAUGUCAAAGGACAAAAACAAAAAUAAUCUCUAUGAACAGGUUUAUGGCCUGCCACUUUACAACUGCACUGGAAAGGAAAGUAUCAUGAAAGUCCGCCAUUUUGAUUAUACAUUGUAUUCUCCCCACGUGGGCUUUGCAGCUGAAAUAAUGGCUUAUGCAAUCUAUGAUAUGCAAAUGUCUAUUGACAAUAAAAUCCCUGGAAAGAUUAGAAAUACAGCUAAUUAUAGAAACCAGUUACAUCACUAUCUGAAAAAUCUCCAAUAUAAAUCCUUCAGUAAAACAAUGUCUUUUGAUAAUAAUGGUGAGUUACUGGAUAAAUACCUAUUUUACUAUCUCACUAUAAAAUCGUAUAAGGAAUUCGCUAUAUCACAUGUUGGCUGGUUUAUGCCACAGGAAGCAUUGGAUCAGAAAUUUAACAUCAAUACAUCUAAUUUAAGAUGGAGAACCGAUGACAGUAAGAUCCCAAUAUCCCAGUGCUCAGACAAAUGUGUCCCUGGCUUCAGGAAGGCUUCAAAGUAUGGUGCCCCAGUCUGCUGCUAUAAUUGUGUUAUGUGUUCAGAGGGGGAAAUAUCUACUACAGUUUCUUAUCUUCUGUUUACAGACAGUGAAAACUGCUUCAAAUGCCCAGACAUGGAAUGGCCCAAUGAAAACAGAAAUCAGUGCGUUGCAAAAAUAGUAGAAUUUCUGUCCUACAGAAAUGAUGUGAUUUCUGUGUUUUUUUCAUCUAUCUCUAUUCUCUUUUUCAUGAUAACUUUGGUAAUAUUGGGAAUUUUCAUCACACACUGGGACACCCCCAUUGUGAGAGCCAAUAACAGGAUCCUCAGUUUCCUCCUCCUUGUCUCCAUCAAGCUGAGCUUCCUCAGUGUGUUUCUGUUCCUCGGUCGCCCUGUGGAUAUAACCUGCAUGCUGCGCAUCAUCACUUUUGGAAUCACCUUCUCCAUAGCUGUCUCUUCUCUCCUGGCCAAGACUAUCAUGGUUUACAUUGCUUUCAAAGCCACCAAGCCAGGGAGCUCAUGGAGAAAAUGGGUGGGAGUCAAACUGUCCAAUUCUGUAGUCUUGUUCUGCUCAUCCAUUCAAAUAAUAAUCUGCAUGACUUGGUUGGCCAUUUCUCCUCCCUUUCAGGAACUGGACCUUCACACUUACCCUGGAACCAUCAUCAUUCAGUGCAAUGAGGGCUCAGCUAUUGGCUUUUACUCAGUUAUUGGGUAUAUGGGACUUCUGGCAGCUGUUAGUUUUGUUUUAGCAUUUUUAGCUCGGACAUUACCGGACAGUUUUAAUGAGGCCAAGUACAUCACUUUCAGCAUGCUGCUCUUCUGCAGUGUUUGGAUCACAAUGAUCCCGGCCUAUCUGAGCACCAAAGGCAAAAACACUGUGUGUGUGGAGAUAUUUGCCAUUGUGACCUCAAGUGCUGGACUUUUAGGCUGUAUAUUUCUCCCCAAAUGUUAUAUUAUUGUAUUCAAACCAGAAAUUAACACAAAAUCACAUUUAUUAGAAACAAAACCUCAUAAUUACGCAAAUGCAAAGAGUGCAUAG
Messenger RNA from Xenopus laevis (African clawed frog), 2916 nucleotides. RefSeq names its product vomeronasal type-2 receptor 26. Lineage: Eukaryota; Metazoa; Chordata; Amphibia; Anura; Pipidae. The coding region runs from base 1 to 2916 and encodes 971 amino acids. The transcript is spliced from 7 exons. The record is from RefSeq and is a predicted model, not a curated record.